UUGUUUUUAGCAACCAAAAAGACCGUCAUAACUAACCCAAUUCUCAUCACUUCCACCUGACCCACAUCUCCGUUACAAAUCACUCUGUCUGUUCCUCUCUCAAUUACAAAUCUCAAAUCUCAAUCAACACAUCCAAAACCCUAAUUCAACACACAAUUUUCACCCCUUUUUCCACUCCUAAUGCCUUCAUCCCGUAAAUUCUUCCACGCUCGUCACCCAUCCAACAUAAUUACCCGUAAAUCACUAGCAUUAGUCCUCUCUCUUUUGAUCGGCUUCGCUGGUUUGUUAUUGUUCAGCAUUGUUGUUUUCAGACAAGAUAUUACUACUGGAGUGUACGAUAAACCUUUAUCGGUUUCGGUUGUUUGGGAUCAAAGUGGUGGUGGUGGUUUGGUGUCUGGUGGGGUUCAGAAGCGGCAUAAAGUGAUGGGUUUUGUGGGAAUUCAAACGGGUUUUGCUUCGGUUGGGAGACGGAGAGCCUUGAGGAAGACAUGGUUUCCUUCCGAUCAUCAAGGUUAUUUUGUUGAUCAAAUGUUAUGCAGAUUAGAAGAGUCCACAGGGCUGGCCUUCAGAUUCAUUAUCGGUAAAACUCACGAUAGAUCAAAAAUGGCAGCGCUCAAGAAAGAAGUGGAGGAAUAUGAUGAUUUCGUGCUUUUGGAUAUCGAUGAGGCGUACAGUAAGCUCCCAUACAAAACGUUGGCUUUCUUCAAAGCUGCCUAUGCCCUAUUCGAUUCUGAUUUUUACGUUAAAGCUGACGAUGACAUAUAUUUGCGACCAGAUCGCCUCUCGCUGCUUUUGGCUAAAGAGCGUCGUCACACGCAGACGUAUAUUGGAUGCAUGAAGAAAGGCCCGGUGUUUACUGACCCAAAGCUAAAAUGGCACGAGCCGCUAGGAUAUAUGCUUGGGAAAGAGUACUUUCUUCAUGCUUAUGGUCCGAUAUAUGCUCUUUCGGCAGAUGUUGUUGCGAGCUUGGUUGCGUUAAGAAAUAACAGUUUCCGGAUGUUUAGCAAUGAAGAUGUUACCGUUGGCGCAUGGAUGCUUGCGAUGAAUGUUACACAUGAAAAUAAUCGUCAACUUUGUCAGCCGGAAUGUACCGCUACAUCCAUUGCUGUCUGGGAUAUUCCCAAAUGUUCAGGUCUCUGUAACCCUGAGAAGAAGAUGUUGGAACUUCAUCAAAUGAAAAUAUGCGCAAACAGCCCAACUUUGGUAUCUAAUGAGUAGCACAGAAUGCCAAAGUUCCGGAUUUUCGUGCCCCUGGAUGAUAACUGACCCGAAACUUGUAUCAGAAAAUUAAUUUGUUUGUUCUCAA
Molecule: messenger RNA, 1306 nt
Organism: Helianthus annuus (common sunflower)
Lineage: Eukaryota; Viridiplantae; Streptophyta; Magnoliopsida; Asterales; Asteraceae
Product: probable beta-1,3-galactosyltransferase 14
Exons: 7
Coding region: 181-1218 (345 amino acids)
Cellular component (GO): Golgi membrane
Molecular function (GO): hexosyltransferase activity
Source: RefSeq, a predicted model, not a curated record